UUUAUUUGUUGCACCGCAGUCGCGCUCUCAAAGAAGGCAGCCUCGAAACAUGCCGAAGUUUUAUUGUGAUUACUGUGACACCUAUCUUACACAUGACUCGCCAUCGGUGAGGAAAACCCACUGCAGUGGCCGCAAACACAAAGAAAAUGUCAAAGACUACUACCAGAAAUGGAUGGAGGAACAGGCUCAGAGUCUGAUCGAUAAAACAACGGCUGCUUUUCAACAAGGAAAGAUCCCUCCCACACCAUUCCCUGGUGGUCCUCCUCCAGGUGGUCCUCCUCGCCCAGGCAUGCUACCAACACCCCCGAUGGGAGGUCCUCCAAUGAUGCCCAUGAUGGGACCUCCACCACAUGGGAUGAUGCCCGGUGGACCAGGAGGCAUGAGGCCACCGAUGGGAGGACCCAUGCAGAUGAUGCCAGGACCACCACACAUGAUGCGUCACCCUCGACCGAUGAUGAUGCCAGUCAGACCAGGCAUGAUGCGCCCAGACAGAUAAGAGCGAGUGACUUUCCAUCAGUCUAUGUUGCCAUGAAGAAAACGCAGUCUAACAAGGACACUUGGUUUUGUCAAUAUGGCUUUUUAUUCUCAAAUGUCCAGUUUCUUCAGUUUCCACCCUGAAGUUUCUCAAGAAAUUGUCCUUUUUUGUAUGAUUACUUUAUUUUCUGCUUGAUUUAUGGUAUUUAUUACUAUUUGCCUCAUGAGAAAAUAACUUCAGAUGCACACCUUAAGGACUUGUUUAAUUAAACACCCACCCCUGUGAUAGAAUCCA
Molecule: messenger RNA, 769 nt
Organism: Solea senegalensis (Senegalese sole)
Lineage: Eukaryota; Metazoa; Chordata; Actinopteri; Pleuronectiformes; Soleidae
Gene: snrpc
Product: small nuclear ribonucleoprotein polypeptide C
Exons: 6
Coding region: 50-496 (148 amino acids)
Biological process (GO): mRNA 5'-splice site recognition; spliceosomal snRNP assembly; mRNA splicing, via spliceosome
Cellular component (GO): U1 snRNP; nucleus
Molecular function (GO): pre-mRNA 5'-splice site binding; zinc ion binding
Source: RefSeq, a predicted model, not a curated record